Messenger RNA from Onthophagus taurus, 1779 nucleotides. Its product is annotated as monocarboxylate transporter 12. The record is from RefSeq and is a predicted model, not a curated record. Gene Ontology annotation, biological process: transmembrane transport; monocarboxylic acid transport. NCBI's taxonomy places the organism in Eukaryota, Metazoa, Arthropoda, Insecta, Coleoptera, Scarabaeidae. Gene Ontology annotation, molecular function: monocarboxylic acid transmembrane transporter activity.
AGAUAACAUUAUCGUCGUGUGUAGUUGGACACUUUAUCGUGUCUUUUCAACUUUAAUAAUAUCUUAAUUGCAAAUUUCUGUUAUCCAACUUGUUGUAUUGUAGUGGUGUAAUAAGAUAAUGCUUGUUAGGACUUAUUCUUAACACAAAUCCAAUACAUUCGAUCUCUGUUUAAAUAAAUUUCAAAGUAAUACAAGUGUGGUGAUUUUUUGCAUUUUAUAAGAAAGAUGGCUGAGAAGUUAACCGAAGACAAGGAAGAUAAAAAAAGUAAAGCCCUCGACGGAGGAUAUGGAUGGGUGGUUAUUUUUGCAAUCGUUGCUAUUAAUUCUGCCUUAUCUCCAAUAGUGGUAUGUUUUGGUAUGUUAUACGAAGCCAAAUUCUUAGAAAUGGGAAUAACAGCGUCUCAAAUAUCUUUUCUUCUUCAUCUCAAUAAUUCUUUACAAUGUGCUUUAGGACUCUUCAGUGGUCCUUUACUCAAAGUAUUUACUAAUAAACAAAUUGUUUUGGGCGGUGGAUGUCUCAGCUGCUUAUCUUUGGUAUUAACAACAUUAUCAUGGAGAUAUGAGUACUUAUUAUGUACUAUUGGGGUUAUGUUAGGUGUUGGAAAUGGAAUUUUAAUGCCUGCAACAUACAUGAUGGUUUAUUCAUACUUUGAAAAGAAAUUGGCGUUAGCAAUAAGUCUUCAAGUAACAGGAUCAUGUUUAAUAGGAAUAUUUAUGCCGCAAGUUUGUCAUUUCCUUCUUCAGUAUUAUGGUGUUCAAGGAACCGUUUUAAUUUUCGCUGGAUUCGCAUUAAACAUGUUUCCGGCCGCGCUUUUAUUACACCCAUUAAAAGGAAGGGAAUACAAAAAUAAAAAAACUAGCAAAAUUAUCUUACCACACGAUGAUAAAAACGGUUUAAACGAUAAACUCAUCUCGACCAACAACAACAACUCCUUACCUAAAGAGAAAAAGAAUAUGUGCAGAUCAGUUACGAAAUUGUUCGAUUUUAAACUUUUUACAGAAGCUACUUAUGUAAUCUUAGCUCUUGGAAUGGGAGUUUCUUUUGCAUCCGAACUUAACACCAUAGUGAUGACCCCGUUCGUUUUAACACGUUUAAAUGGUUUUAAUAUCCAAGAAUUAGCAAUAGCCAUAUCGUGGCUGUCUUCUACCGACCUAACAGGUCGGUUAGUCGUGCCAUUCAUAACGUACAAGAUGAAUUUACCACCGAAAGUUUGUUAUGUUUGUUCAUUAAUGGCUUCGUCUAUUGGCAGAACGAUUAUGGCUGUUUUCUAUGAUCAAAAAUAUAUUGUUUUAAUUGGAGUGGCCACUCUUGGUUUAGGUAAAGGAUCAAAAGCGGUUUUUCAAUCGCUAAUUUUACCUAGAUAUGUUGAGUAUGAAAGAUUAGCUGCAGCUAAUGGAUUGUUGAUGGUUACUAAUGGGAUUUUAUCUUUAGUUGUUGGACCUGUUAUAGGUUUAGCCCACGAUUUGGCAAAUUCUUACAUUUACUCUUUAUAUGCAACAACAGCUUUAUCAAUGUUUUGCGUGAUCUUAUGGAGUUGUGAUUAUUUAAUAAGACCGAAAGUCAAAAAAGUCACCGAAGAAUCUAGUUCAACAGAAUCAAACGCUUAAAUAAUUAUUUAAAUAAAAAAUCUCAACAAAAAAUAAUUUCCUAAAUUAAAAAAAAAUCUGUAUAGGCCACAGUUUUAACAUGUUGUGAUUCUUUGUAAUCAUUGUGAUUAUUGUUAUUAAAUAGCUAAGUAAAUUUAAUAUGUAAAUAUUUAAUGUUUAAGCCAAAAGAUC